AUGGCCGACCAGCAGCAACAGCUCGACAACCGUUACCUUCCUACCGUCGCCAUUUUGACGCCUGGCGAGAUGGGUACAGGUAUCGGUAUAAUGCUCCGACACUACGGCUAUACCGUCGCUACCCAAUUACACGGUCGAAGUGAGUACACGGUCACACGGGCUCGCGAUGCUCAAUUCCACUGCUACCCAUCCGACGAGGACAUCAUCGCCGAGUGUACUUACGUCUUCUCCAUCGUCCCACCCGCCGAAGCUAUUAGCACCGCUCGCAGAAUCGCAGAGGCAGCUGUCAGCUUUGCUUCGACGGCCAUUGCUCCGGAACACCCACCUGCCCCUCUUUACUUCCUUGAUUUGAACGCCACAUCUCCAGCAACGGCACGUGCUAUUGCUGCUCUGUUCAACGGUAUCAAUAUUCAACUUGCUAAUAAUCCUGCCGGGCGGAAAAUCGUCUUUGUUGACGGAGCGAUCAUUGGAGGACCGCCAAAGUUGGAUCCACACAAUGGAGAGUGGUUCAAGCCCAAUAUUAUGCUCAGCGGACCGUUGAAGCUUUCUUUGACGGCGUUCAACGAGCACGAUGAUGCUACUACGCUUGUGGAGACAGAAGAGGAUGAUGGGGAGGUUUUGGAGAGGGUUUUGGGGGUUAAGUGGGUUGGAAAUGAGAUUGGGCAGGCGAGUGGAGUUAAAAUGUGCUUUGCAAGUCUUACGAAGGGAUUGACGGCUCUUGCUAUCGAGUCGUUUACGACAGCUGCAUCAUUGGGAUUACUCAAGCCGCUGCAGGACCAACUCGCCGAGAAGACACCCCUGAUUUCCAGCUUUGUCAAUAAUGCCAUCGUUCAAAUGCCACCCAAGGCUUACCGUUGGGUCGGCGAGAUGGAGGAAAUCGCAGAUACCUUCCACGAAGAAGGCGGGUUUGACAAGACUAUCUAUCAAGGUACAGCAGAGGUGUUCAGGACUAUCAAUGAGGAUACGGAACUUGGGAGGGAGAGGACGGGACUGCGAACGCGAGGUAAGACGGUUGAGGAUGUUACAACGCUGCUUGCAGAGGGGAUGAAGCAUCGUAGGGAAAGGCUUUCGAGGGCUGCGACGGCGGUUGAUCCCUCGGCCUCCAAGACGAACCCUAAGCUGGCGGAGGCGCUGAGCGGGCUGAAUAUCGCGGAAGAGAAAUAG
Messenger RNA from Orbilia oligospora ATCC 24927, 1164 nucleotides. RefSeq lists its product as uncharacterized. The transcript has 3 exons. NCBI's taxonomy places the organism in Eukaryota, Fungi, Ascomycota, Orbiliomycetes, Orbiliales, Orbiliaceae. The coding region runs from base 1 to 1164 and encodes 387 amino acids. Gene Ontology annotation, molecular function: oxidoreductase activity. The record is from RefSeq and is a predicted model, not a curated record.